CUUGAAGACCGUAUUUGUAGCUUUGAGAACAAUCGAGAAUUUGAGAGAGAGAGAGAGGGUCAAGAGUGAAGGUUCUAGAAUAUUAUAGAAAGACUUGAGAGUUUGCAUAAAAAGCUAACAUGACAUUGACACAAGUAGAUUUAGAUUAUCCUUAUCAUUGGAGCAAUACUGAAGAGAACUAUUACGUACCCCUGCCUCCUAACUGGGAAAUGAAAAUGGACCUUUUCACUGGCUGGCCUUUCUUUGUCGACCAUCCAAACAGACGCACUACUUGGUUGGAUCCUCGCUACGACCCAGGAGUUUUACGAUCAUCAAGAGGGUAUCAUCCAUCAAAUCAUUGGUGUAAUGGGAUGCCUAAUUCGCAUACUAUGGGAUAUCCGUAUGCUGAUCCUUAUUAUGCUAAUCCAUACAGUAGUGAUCCCUACCAUGUUAGUCCUUUUGGCUAUGAUACCUUGAGGUCGGGUUACCCAUUAAAGAAAUCCGGUCCACUCAAUCCUCACACUCCCAGACGUGGUAAGAGCCAGCCUUCUGUCGCCACGAAACAAAAUAUUGAGACUAAACCAUCUGUACCUGACAGACACUCAUCUCCGCAUCCCUCUACCUCCUCUACUCCUCUUUCCCCUCCUCCAUCAAGGGAUGUACUACGUGCCACCUCUACCUCCCCCUCUUCAGAAAAUAAACCCUCUGUAACAGAGCCCAUCGUUCCUGCUGUUGCUGUGGAAACGGCAGGUACUGAGUCAGGAGCUGACCCUGUGGUAAAGGACAAUGAUGCUCCUGCUCCUGCAGAGAUGGACAAUGUGUCAGAGGUACAUGAUAAUGUGAAAGAAGAAGCGGGUGACAAAUCUGAUGAAGCAGUAGAUAAUAUGCAAGAAGAAGCGGGCGAUGAAUCUGACGAUGUCACCAUGGAAGAUGAUUCAGUCCUAUCAGAAGACGAUAUAAAAGCAAAGCUUGAACUCAUUGAUUCUAUCUCAGCGGAAGCAACAGCGAAUCUCAAGAGUCGAAUUGAGAGUUUCCAAGGAACAAGUUCCUCCAAGGAGUACCUCUACAUAUCGGAGACCUUGCUAUCUAUUAUACUGAAGCUGGACAGUGUAUCUACAGAUGGUAAUGAGAGAAUCAGGAAUCAUAGGAAAGGAACCAUUGUUAGCAUUCAAGACAUGCUAAGAGAACUCGAAGAAAGAGCAAAACUUGAUAGCUGAUCUCUUAUAUCAAUAAACAGUUAUAAACUGAUCCAUAUCAUUAUGUCAUUUAUGUGUUAAUGUACAUUAUUUUAGUUAAUAAUUAUUGUUUGUUAUUUUUAAAAUGUGUUUACAAAUUACUUCAGUUAAUAAUCAUACCA
This is a messenger RNA of Amphimedon queenslandica, 1336 nucleotides long. RefSeq names its product BAG family molecular chaperone regulator 3-like. The record is from RefSeq and is a predicted model, not a curated record. The transcript has a single exon. Bases 120 to 1196 code for a protein of 358 amino acids. Lineage: Eukaryota; Metazoa; Porifera; Demospongiae; Haplosclerida; Niphatidae. Gene Ontology annotation, molecular function: protein-folding chaperone binding.